Messenger RNA from Pisolithus orientalis, 627 nucleotides. RefSeq lists its product as uncharacterized. The record is from RefSeq and is a predicted model, not a curated record. Gene Ontology annotation, biological process: DNA recombination; DNA integration. The transcript has a single exon. Bases 1 to 627 code for a protein of 208 amino acids. Lineage: Eukaryota; Fungi; Basidiomycota; Agaricomycetes; Boletales; Pisolithaceae. Gene Ontology annotation, molecular function: DNA binding.
AUGGAUCUGAACAACCCCAAGGACACAGCCAUAUUCACCUGUAUGACAAUUGUCUUCUACUGUGUUGCUUGUUUAGGGGAGUUCACAGUACCCAUGAUCAAGCAAUUUGACCUGAUGAAGCAUAUCACCAGAGUGCACAUAACUCAUCUGCACAAUCUCAGCAGCCUACCCAUAACAAAACUCCACAUUCCCUGGACAAAGAUGUCACUGACAGGGGAAGAUGCACAAUGUGCACCUCUAAAUGGCACAAUAACAGACCCAAUCAAAGCUCCCAAGUGUCACUUCAACCUCAACCCAGCAGAGGAUUCUGCACACUUAUUUGCCUGGAAGCACCCCAUAUUUGGUCUUCACCUGCUCUCAAAAACAGAAGUAACCAGGAGAAUAGGCACCCUAAUAACUGAGCACAACCUCCCCAACAUCACAGGCCACAGCCUGAGAAUAGGUGGGACCCUACAUUACUUGCUCCAAGGGAUCCCUUUCAACAUAGUGAAAAUGAUUGGCAGAUGGGCAGGAGACUCAUUCACUUUAUACCUGCACCAACAUGCAAUGAUACUAGCCCCAUAUCUCAAUGACACUCCAGCUCUACUUGAACAUUUUACCAGAUAUAUGAUGCCACCAGUUCAUUAA